CUUGUUGAUUCUGGGGAGCCGAGCGCGCGGCGCGAGCGUCACGCCAGACAGCGGCCCGCGCGCCUUCUCCUCGGCGUCGGCCGCCGCCGCCUCCCAGAACCUCCUCGUGCCCUCGCGUGCCAGGCCCGCGGCGGCCGAAAUCCGCGGUUCACAGCAUGUCCGCCUCGGCCCCUGCUGCGGAGGGGGAGGGAACCCCCACCCAGCCCGCGUCCGAGAAAGAACCCGAAAUGCCCGGUCCCAGAGAGGAGAGCGAGGAGGAAGAGGACGAGGACGACGAGGAGGAGGAGGAGGAGGAAAAAGAAAAGAGUCUCAUCGUGGAAGGCAAGAGGGAAAAGAAAAAAGUAGAGAGGUUGACAAUGCAAGUCUCUUCCUUACAGAGAGAGCCAUUUACAAUUGCACAAGGAAAGGGGCAGAAACUUUGUGAAAUUGAGAGGAUACAUUUUUUUCUAAGUAAGAAGAAAACCGAUGAACUUAGAAAUCUACACAAACUGCUUUACAACAGGCCAGGCACUGUGUCCUCAUUAAAGAAGAAUGUGGGUCAGUUCAGUGGCUUUCCAUUUGAAAAAGGAAGUGUCCAAUAUAAAAAGAAGGAAGAAAUGUUGAAAAAAUUUAGAAAUGCCAUGUUAAAGAGCAUCUGUGAGGUUCUUGAUUUGGAGAGAUCAGGUGUAAAUAGUGAACUAGUGAAGAGGAUCUUGAAUUUCUUAAUGCAUCCAAAGCCUUCUGGCAAACCAUUGCCGAAAUCUAAAAAAACUUGUAGCAAAGGCAGUAAAAAGGAACGGAACAGUUCUGGAAUGGCAAGGAAGGCUAAGCGAACCAAAUGUCCUGAAAUUCUGUCAGAUGAAUCUAGUAGUGAUGAAGAUGAAAAGAAAAACAAGGAAGAGUCUUCAGAUGAUGAAGAUAAAGAAAGUGAAGAGGAGCCACCAAAAAAGACAGCCAAAAGAGAAAAACCUAAACAGAAAGCUACUUCUAAAAGUAAAAAAUCUGUGAAAAGUGCCAAUGUUAAGAAAGCAGAUAGCAGCACCACCAAGAAGAAUCAAAACAGUUCCAAAAAAGAAAGUGAGUCUGAGGAUAGUUCAGAUGAUGAACCUUUAAUUAAAAAGUUGAAGAAACCCCCUACAGAUGAAGAGUUAAAGGAAACAAUAAAGAAAUUACUGGCCAGUGCUAACUUGGAAGAAGUCACAAUGAAACAGAUUUGCAAAAAGGUCUAUGAAAAUUAUCCUACUUAUGAUUUAACUGAAAGAAAAGAUUUCAUAAAAACAACUGUAAAAGAGCUAAUUUCUUGAGAUAGAGGACAGAGAAGAUGACUCGUUCCCAUAGAUUUGAAGAUCUGAUUUAUACCAUUAUACCAGCAAAGAGAAUGUAUUUCCUUUUCUAAAUCCUUGUUAAGCAACGUUAGUAGAACUUACUGCUGACCUUUUUAUCUUGAGUGUUAUGUGAAUUUGAGUUUGCUGUUUUAAAUUGCAUUUCUAUGCCAUUUUUAGUUUAAAAUCUUGCAUGGCAUUAAUUGUUCCUUGCUUUUAUAGUUGUAUUUUGUACAUUUUGGAUUUCUUUAUAUAAGGUCAUAGAUUCUUGAGCUGUUGUGGUUUUUAGUGCACUUAAUAUUAGCUUGCUUAAGGCAUACUUUUAAUCAAGUAGAACAAAAACUAUUAUCACCAGGAUUUAUACAUACAGAGAUUGUAGUAUUUAGUAUAUGAAAUAUUUUGAAUACACAUCUCUGUCAGUGUGAAAAUUCAGCGGCAGUGUGUCCAUCAUAUUAAAAAUAUACAAGCUACAGUUGUCCAGAUCACUGAAUUGGAACUUUUCUCCUGCAUGUGUAUAUAUGUCAAAUUGUCAGCAUGACAAAAGUGACAGAUGUUAUUUUUGUAUUUUUAAAAAACAAUUGGUUGUAUAUAAAGUUUUUUUAUUUCUUUUGUGCAGAUCACUUUUUAAACUCACAUAGGUAGGUAUCUUUAUAGUUGUAGACUAUGGAAUGUCAGUGUUCAGCCAAACAGUAUGAUGGAACAGUGAAAGUCAAUUCAGUGAUGGCAACACUGAAGGAACAGUUACCCUGCUUUGCCUCGAAAGUGUCAUCAAUUUGUAAUUUUAGUAUUAACUCUGUAAAAGUGUCUGUAGGUACGUUUUAUAUUAUAUAAGGACAGACCAAAAAUCAACCUAUCAAAGCUUCAAAAACUUUGGGAAAGGGUGGGAUUAAGUACAAGCACAUUUGGCUUACAGUAAAUGAACUGAUUUUUAUUAACUGCUUUUGCCCAUAUAAAAUGCUGAUAUUUACUGGAAACCUAGCCAGCUUCACGAUUAUGACUAAAGUACCAGAUUAUAAUGCCAGAAUAUAAUGUGCAGGCAAUCGUGGAUGUCUCUGACAAAGUGUGUCUCAAAAAUAAUAUACUUUUACAUUAAAGAAAUUUAAUGUUUCUCUGGAGUUGGGGCUCUUGGCUUUCAGAGUUUGGUUAAUCAGUGUUGAUUCUAGAUGAUCAACAUAAUGGACCACUCCUGAAUGAGACUUAAUUUUGUCUUUCAAAUUUACUGUCUUAAAUCAGUUUAUUAAAUCUGAAUUUUAAAACAUGCUGUUUAUGACACAAUGACACAUUUGUUGCACCAAUUAAGUGUUGAAAAAUAUCUUUGCAUCAUAGAACAGAAAUAUAUAAAAAUAUAUGUUGAAUGUUAACAGGUAUUUUCACAGGUUUGUUUCUUGAUAGUUACUCAGACACUAGGGAAAGGUAAAUACAAGUGAACAAAAUAAGCAACUAAAUGAGACCUAAUAAUUGGCCUUCGAUUUUAAAUAUUUGUUCUUAUAAACCUUGUCAAUAAAAAUAAAUCUAAAUCACUGGUGUUUUAAGUCACUUGCAUUUGAUAUCUUAUAGGUGUAUAUAGCAUUUCCUUAUGGGGAAUAAUUCUGAAAAGGGAUUUUUAAAUUGAUUCAGCCCUAUAACCUAUACAAUUUGGAAUACUCUUUUGUGGUAAUGGACCAUUUUCUUGGAGUGACUUCACAAAACUGAAUAAUUAAGGUUAAUUUUAUGACCAUUUGCUAUAAAGAAGGUAAGUAGUCAUGCAUAGAGUAUUUGGAAGUGAGGAAAUGGAGUUGUUCUGUAUGAAAGUUCUUGAUGAGUACGCACACUUAUUAAAUGGAUGUAUCACCACUACAGUA
This is a messenger RNA of Homo sapiens (human), 3142 nucleotides long. It is a transcript of the gene DEK, whose product is annotated as DEK proto-oncogene. The record is from RefSeq and is marked reviewed. Gene Ontology annotation, biological process: regulation of double-strand break repair; chromatin organization. Gene Ontology annotation, cellular component: nucleus; contractile muscle fiber. Lineage: Eukaryota; Metazoa; Chordata; Mammalia; Primates; Hominidae. Gene Ontology annotation, molecular function: DNA binding. The transcript is spliced from 11 exons. The coding region runs from base 156 to 1283 and encodes 375 amino acids.